UAGUUUUUUUUUUUGAAGAGUUGGCAACACUGGUAAUGUUUAGUAUUAAGAUUGUUUACUGAAAUUUGGGGCAGACUUUUAUUUAUUUUGAUUGUCGAGAGCAUGGGCAAGCACAGAAACGCGGCCCAAGAUGCAGUUUUUGUCGCGUUCAUGGAGCGACAUCCAAUUAUAGCAAAGAAUUACUUAAAGGGAGACAAGCAGGCAGCAGAGGAGGCCUGGAAAAGGCUCUCGAAAGAGCUGAACAACGUUGGACCACCGCUGAAGGACACCAGCCAAUGGAAACGAGUGUGGAAGGACUGGAAGAGCUGCAUUACAAAGAAGAUCACCAACAACCGGCUGGAAGACUCAAAAGUCAGUGGAAAAUGGUCGCUGUACCAGGACACGCUAACGCCGCUGGAGGACGCUGUAGCUGUAAUUUCCGACUUGUAUGACAUGGCCGACACCAUUGUGGAAGCUCGGCCCAACCCAAGAUCUUCGGAUAUGUCCAACAGCAGCGUCUCGUCAUCGUUACGGAAUAUAAAAAAGGACCAAGACGACUGCCCGCUUACGGAUAAAGAGGACUGCGAAGAGGAGAAGGAGGAGGAAGUCGAUGAAGAGGACUGCGACAAUCCAAUCAGUGUUCGGAGUUUAAGACCCGGCCGGCGUACAAACACCAGCACCAUACAGACGACCCCAAAGAAAAGAAAGCGGGUUCAUGAAGAUGCGCUUUCGCUGGAGCAAGACACCGCCGUUCCCGUACUAAUGGACAUAGCCAAGGAGUUGAGGGAUUUGAGUCGUCAAACGCGCCUAAAUGCACAGCGAAGUGAAGCUAACACUCAGGCUUUGCUGGCACUUGGCACCCAGAUAUCAGACCUAAUGCAACAGCAGCUCAGAGAACGCAAGCGGCUCAACGUUAUAAUGGAGAAAUUUGUUUUAAAAAUGGAAUCUGCUGAAUAGAGCCAAUGAACGACAUACAUUUUCUUCGCAAAUAUGAAUUUAAGUUUAAUAAGGUGUUAGUGUUCGUAUAUCCACUACACCAUAAGUGUUCGUGCUCCACUACGCUUCGUUCCUUAGCCUCGGCAAUGGUAGUCCCCUCCACUGUCUCAGUUUAAGAACUGGCCAUUCCCAUCUCAAGAUUUUGGGAUUAAACAUUAUAUAUUUAAA
Molecule: messenger RNA, 1143 nt
Organism: Drosophila ananassae
Lineage: Eukaryota; Metazoa; Arthropoda; Insecta; Diptera; Drosophilidae
Exons: 3
Coding region: 103-936 (277 amino acids)
Cellular component (GO): nucleus
Source: RefSeq, a predicted model, not a curated record